AUGGACCAAAAACUGUCAAAGGACGAGACUGCCCGCUACAGUCGACAGAUGCUCUGUCCUGAAAUCGGCAAGCGUGGUCAGUUGAAGCUGAAGAGCAGUUCGGUGCUGAUCGUCGGUGCCGGCGGUCUCGGCUGUCCGUCUUCCCUCUACCUGACAGCCGCUGGCAUCGGUCGCCUGGGCAUCAUCGACAGCGAUGUGGUGGAGACGAGCAACCUCCACCGACAGGUGCUUCACUCGGAGGGCACCCGAGGGGCGGCCAAGGUGGACUCUGCCGUGGAGCGACUGCAACAGCUCAACUCUAAUGUUGCCUUUGAGAAGCACCCGGUGCGACUGACGCGUGCCAAUGCACUGGACAUCAUCAGGAACUACGACAUUGUCGUCGAUGGCACUGACAAUCCGAUGGCCCGGUACUUGCUCAGUGACGCCUGCGUCCUCCUGAAGAAGCCACUGGUCAGUGGCUCGGCGCUGCGCUUCGAAGGGCAGAUCACGGUGUACAACUACGACCAGGAUACGCCCUGCUACCGCUGUGUUUUUCCCGAGCCGCCACCAGCCGGAACGGUAACCAACUGUGCCGACGGUGGCGUACUGGGCGUAGUGCCCGGCAUCAUCGGCAAUCUGCAGGCUAUUGAGGCGAUCAAGAUUGCCGCCGGCAUAGCGCCAGCCUACGCCGGUGUUCUACUGCUCUACGACGGUCUCAGUGGAAAGUUCCGCCAUGUUCAGCUGCGAAAGCGCAAGGAUGACUGCAUUAGCUGUGGAAAGACUCCCUCCAUCACCACUGACCUGAUUGACUACGAGGCAUUCUGCGGCGUCACCUGUGCCCCUCCGGUGAAGAUUCUCGCUCCUGAAGAGCGCGUCACCGUGCAGGAGUACAGCAGUGUGCUGCAGUCCAAGCAGAAGCACAUUCUCAUUGACGUCCGACCGCAGCUGCAGCAGGACAUUAUCAAACUGGACAAUGCUGUUUCCAUUCCACUGGCGCGUAUCGUCAAGGAGGAUGGAGUGCAGAUGGUCCAGGAUCUAAUUGACAAGACCUUCACUGAGCCCUCUGAGCCAAAGAAAGUCUUUGUGAUGUGUCGUCGAGGUAAUGCCUCGCAGAAGGCCACACGGGAGCUGAAGAACCGUCUCGAGGAGGAGAAUGUUGAAAUUAAGGACAUCAUUGGUGGCAUCGAACAGUGGUCUACUGAUGUUGAUCCCGAGCUGCCUAUGUACUAA
Rhagoletis zephyria (snowberry fruit fly) is the source of this 1209-nucleotide messenger RNA. The record is from RefSeq and is a predicted model, not a curated record. NCBI's taxonomy places the organism in Eukaryota, Metazoa, Arthropoda, Insecta, Diptera, Tephritidae.